Molecule: messenger RNA, 192 nt
Organism: Eruca vesicaria subsp. sativa (arugula)
Lineage: Eukaryota; Viridiplantae; Streptophyta; Magnoliopsida; Brassicales; Brassicaceae
Source: the annotation of a GenBank genome assembly
AUGAUAUGUCCAUUAAGAGGAUACCCCAUUUGUGUGAAGGGUCAUUGUGAAUGCCCUCCUCACACGUAUAGAGCAUUACCUGAUGAUACCAACUGUGGUGUGAGUAAAUGCAUUGACUAUUGCAAAGCAAAAGGAGAAGUAGCUUCUGCUUGUAUUUUGAACCAUUGUUUUUGUCGCAAACCUCCUAUGUAG